Laetiporus sulphureus 93-53 is the source of this 704-nucleotide messenger RNA. RefSeq lists its product as uncharacterized. The coding region runs from base 102 to 518 and encodes 138 amino acids. NCBI's taxonomy places the organism in Eukaryota, Fungi, Basidiomycota, Agaricomycetes, Polyporales, Laetiporaceae. The record is from RefSeq and is a predicted model, not a curated record. The transcript is spliced from 9 exons.
AUUACAGCAUCAUCUUAUCAGCAACUCCGGCGCGACCGCGAGCAUUUGUCUCGCAUUGCUCUCAUACACUCCUCCGUUUGAUCUGUAGACUAGCCGAAAGUAUGGGUUGGCAGAAGUCUUUCACGUUCGCUCCCCACAGGAAGGGAUGCCACUUGGUGACGAAUGAAGUGCUCGAUCACAUUCGCCCGGGAUUGAAGGAUGUGCAGAUAGGGAUGCUCUACCUCUUCAUUCAACACACUUCUGCAGCCUUGACCGUGAACGAGAACUACGACCCAGAUGUGAGGAAAGAUAUGGACAUGGCCUUGGACAGAAUUGUCCCGGAGAAUCUGAACUGGAUUCAUACGGAUGAAGGCCCCGACGAUUCAGUCUCGCACACCAAGACGUCCCUCGUCGGCACCUCCAUCUGCAUACCGAUCACAAACGGUCGCCUCAACUUGGGCACCUGGCAAGGCAUCUAUCUCACCGAAUUUAGACACGCGACGCACUCCAGACGAGUCGUGGCGACAAUCCUCACAUGAAGCACCAAUGGGCGCUGUAAUUGUCAUGUCAACGACAUACGCUAUCAUUUGCGGAUCGGAGAUACACAUGUAUGAACUACGGUCCCUGCUCGGUACGGAACAAUGCUAUCUCCGCACCGUUUGCUCGCGUGGCAAUGCCAUAAUUGCAGGCGCUGUGAUCGUCACGGCCUUGCUCUUGAUGCUAAC